AUGACUGAGUUUGGAGAAUUCAUAAGUGCUCUGGGGGCAUUUGGGCUGUACCAGAAAUUGCUGGUAGUGUUAAUUUCCAUCUCCCUAUUUCUUAGCCCUUUCCAAACGAUUGGCCAAGUGUUCAUGGUUCUGGAUGAGCCUCAUCACUGCAACACCAGCUGGAUCUGUGCCAUUGCCCCCAACCUGACGGAGGAAGAGCAGCUGAACCUCACCCUGCCCCGGGAUGCGGAUGGGGGGUACGAGCAGUGCUCCAUGUACUCACCGGUGGACUGGGACCUCGACUCCAUUGUGGCUUAUGGCCUGAACACCACGGAGAAGUGCAGCAAUGGCUGGGUGUACCCCUCAGCACAAGCACCAUCCCUGCUGACCGAGUUUGACCUGGUGUGUGACAGGAAGGACCUGAAUGACAUCUCCCAGUCCAUCUACAUGCUGGGGAUGUUCCUAGGAUCCAUCAUCUUUGGGCCACUGAGUGACAGAAUAGGCCGUCGGCCUGUAUUUCUGAUCUGCCUGCUCAUCCAUGGCUUGAUUGGCGUAGGAAUCGCCUUUGUGCCCCAUUUCUAUGUGUACAUGGCCUUCAGAUGUGUCGUGGGGGCUGCAGAGGCAGGAAUUCUGAUUAUUGCCUUGGCGCUGGUUACAGAAUGGGUCGGUGUCUCCUAUCGGUCAAAGGCAGUGCUUAUUACUCACUGCUGCUUCGCCAUCGGUCAGAUGAUUCUGGCUGGCCUGGCUUAUGGUAUUCGCAACUGGAGGCUGCUGCAGAUUGCAGGAACUGCUCCUGUGUUUGCUCUUUUCUUCUACAUCUGGGUGCUCCCAGAGUCCGCUCGGUGGCUGGUGAUAAAAGGCAGGAUAGAAGAAGCUAAGAAGCUCCUUCAGAAGGCAGCAGCCAUCAACAAGCGCACCCUCCCACCGGAGCUCCUGGAGCAGCUGAAGCCCGAGACUCAGCCCAAGCCUGGAAGCACCCUGGAUCUCUUUCGGAAGAAGCACCUGCGGAAGGUGACUUUAAUCAUGACCUGCACCUGGUUUGCAGACAGCCUUGUCUACUAUGGGCUGAGCCUUAACGUGUCAGGUUUUGGUCUGAACGUCUACCUGACCCAGCUUGCCUUUGGAGGGGUAGAGUUACCAGCUCGAAUUUCCUGCAUUUUCCUGCUGCAGUGGUUUGGGAGGAAGAAAACCCAGGCUGCUGUCCUGCUGCUGUCUGGCCUGAUGUGUCUUGUCAUCACUGGCAUCCCUGAAGACCAGCCCGUGGUGACCACCGUCCUGGCCAUCAUCGGCAAGUUUACAUCCACAGCCUCCUUCUCCACCUCUUAUGUCUACUCUGCAGAGCUCUUCCCCACGGUCGUCAGGUGA
Molecule: messenger RNA, 1344 nt
Organism: Melopsittacus undulatus (budgerigar)
Lineage: Eukaryota; Metazoa; Chordata; Aves; Psittaciformes; Psittaculidae
Product: solute carrier family 22 member 13-like
Exons: 8
Coding region: 1-1344 (447 amino acids)
Biological process (GO): transmembrane transport
Cellular component (GO): membrane
Molecular function (GO): transmembrane transporter activity
Source: RefSeq, a predicted model, not a curated record